CUCCCUCCCUCCCUCCUCUUUAAGACAAGGUCUCAUGUAUUCCUAGUUGGCGUAGAGCUCACUGUGUGUCCCAAAGAUGACCUUGAACUCCAGCCUCCAGAAUGCUGGAAUUACAAGCAUGCCUGACAAGAGUUGUUUUUAUUUGGUGCUGGGAAUAGAACCCAGGGCCUAGUGUAAGACAGGCAAGCACAUUGUCAACUCCAUUCCUUAGCCCCUAGGCUUUUCCUUUCAAAAGCCACCAUUCAUCCCUUUACAUGGGCUUCAUUCACAAAAUAUUCACGAGUCUAUUGUGGGCUUGUAUGCUAUUUUAAACAUAAUUUCUGUUUGUGUAUUUGAAAGUGAAAAUAAAAGCACUUACCAGGGAGGGGAAAGCAGCCUGGAGGUGCCCUCCCACCCCAGCACAGACUUAUCUUGUUUUUUUGGGGAGCCUGAACUGGUAAGGCCCGAUCCUUAGCCUGGGGGAAAGUGGAGGGGGGCCAAGAUAAUGACAUAAUUAAGGCUUGUGGCCCGGCACUUUUGAUCUUCAAGGACCAGAGCCCACAUGGCUGAGGCUCCAUUUGGGUUAAUUGCCCAGAACCAAGAAAGCUUUGCCCAGAGAUAAAGGGAAACUGGUGUUUCAACAUUACAAAUUGUUCUGGGAUGGCUCUGGCAAAGCCUGGAUGCCUGGGGCCCAGCUGGCCUCACCUUUACAGAGAGGGUCCUGUGGUUGCUGGGGACUGCUGGGUGUGGAGACCACCUGCAGGACGAAGCAUCACCGGCUUCCACUUUUGUUGUUUUUCCAGAUAAAGGGAGGCGAGAAUUCUACCAUUGAACCACCAAUCGGAAUUCAGGGCAAGCCAGGGACAGAUUACACCAAGACCAAAGUCAAGCAGCAAAGAGCGGAAGGACCUUCUACGUGCGUCUUCUUGGGGGGUGUGGCAGUGGUGCGGUAUACAGACCUGGAGCUAUCCAUUUAUACUGCCUUCACAUUCUUGCCUAAUACAAAUGCAACCUGGGCCACUCUGUAAUCUUGGAUCUCCCAAGGGAUGGUGCUUGGGACUCAAUCUCACCUGUUCUAUAGAGAUGGGAAGGGGGUCUAAGUCCCUCUGCCUCAGCGUGGCUGUUUGAAAUUAUUUCACAGGGCAAAAGACCGGCAUCGGCAUCGGUAUCAGGACUCAGUAUCGAUCCUUGCAGCUAAUGAGUAACAGUGGCUGCAAUAAUUGAGCACCAAUAAUUGAGUUCCAAGCAGUUGAAGGGCACUAGCUAGGUGGAUGAGUCUCUAGUGAAAGGGUGUGCUUUUACGUUUAAAAUGCUGAGCAAUUUGGAUGGAUUCCCUCCAUUUCAAAGCCGUGUCUACGCUUCCCUGUGUACUCGGGAUCAUGGGUUGAGAGGACACCAUCAAGGGUUAGAUGUUACCUGGUCACCCCAGCUGCGCAGCCUCUCUCUUGAGCUAUUUGAAACACUUGACACUUUAAUUACGGGCGGGAGGACACGUCGAGCUGUGCCGGGGGCACUGGAGACAGGCCGGAAGCAUCCGCUCUGGGGGCGACCGGACAUCCCGGUCACCGCCAGGUGCUCCUUCUGGUUCCCCUCCCCACCUUUCCAAGAUCCCAGCUGCUGUCCGCCUACUUCCUCCAGGGACCCUCUAGUUGACCCCAGGCGUCCACAGUCCCUAAGACGAUCCUUCUAGUUGGGACUGGAUUUUGGGGGAUGGGUGCGGGUCUUUCUCUCGUACCCAGCUCGGAGGGUUGUUCUCAGCUGCUGGGGCCGGGAUGCCCCAAGGAGCCUGGAGCGACGCACCUACAGGCUAGGGCAGCAGCCGCCCACACCUCCUCCGACUCUAAAGUAUAUUUAGCUUCAUUAUCAAAUGUUUGCAGUGAACCGAGUGAACCGCCUAAUAGCGGCUGGAAGUGAAACUCGAAUCCCAGCCAGGAGGAAGCACGUGAUCUCUCCCACCAGAAGGGAUCACGGAGGCGCGGGCGGGACAGGUGCGGUGGCCUCCAGCGCAUGCAACCCCGUCAGCUCGGAUUGGUCUCUUGGUUGUUCUUUGGAGGCCUGACACCUGAACUUCACCCCCUCACACAACCCCUUCUCCAGAGAUGAGGACUGUCGCGGGUCCCAAGGGAAGCCGAGGUGGGGCGGGAAUAGUCUGAGUUGGCGGCUCCUUUAGGCUCUUGACCUCAUGACUUAGCCUGUCCCAGUUUUCAGGGACCAGGAGUCUAACGAGAACCUGGAGGAACAGCAUGGGGGGUAUCUGGGGGGUAGGGGUUGUUGUCUCACAUCAGAGUACCCUGUAAGCUUAAGGGCCCGUUCCCCAGUCCCCUCAGGCUGCUGACGCCGGGCUGUACAAGCUCUUACCACCCUCGCGCGGUCGCUGUUGUUGCGGUCGCUAUGACGACGGGUCGCGGUUUUAUUUUUAAUAGCGGUCGACGAUUAGAGCAGUGCCUGCGCCCAGCUCCCCGUGGCUCCCGCGUCCCGGAGAAUGCAUCCAGGCCUAGCCUCAUUCUCGUCCCUGAUGUCCCCUUGCGUCUUCAGAAUUCCUUUGAUUUCCAGCUGGGCGUCCCUGCUGUGCCAAGAGAGUAAGAGGAGAGAAAAAGCACUGAACUAGGCGGGGUCCCCAGGAACCCGCAGCCUCCAUGCGGAGGUGGUGGCCGGACGGGCGCGGCAUCCCCUCAGCAAUGCAACCCGAUCUUCUUCCUGGAUUGUCACAUCCACACCGGGUCGUCGAACCCCAAAGAGGUGUCCUCUGUUCCUCUCUGCCUGUGAGAAGGUUGAGGGCUUGGCAGGACAGGAUGCGCAGAACAAUCGGGAUAAAACGGUGAGGAACUCGACUCGGAUACAGCGUGCUCCUGGUAGUUGCUGCCAGAAGCCAUCCAGUGACUCUCCCUCUUCAGGGCAGCACAAAGUUUCACCAGUACGCACAAGGCCUGGGCUUUCGAAGACCUCGAGGUGGGGCGCUUCUCAACAUUUUCCAGACUCCUUCUUUAGGCCAAGAGAGGGUGUCCUCUUAUCUCCUGAGCAUCCCGAGGUGUUAGGGCAGGGGUGUGACGAUGGGGCCUGCAGGCCUAGGGAAGUCUGUGGAACUGCCUUAGAUUUGGGCUCCAAAGAUCUUCAGCAAACUCCCCCCGCCCCCCUCCUCACACCAGGUAUUUGGGGCUAGGUGAGCCGCCCUCGUAGGGCCCUUCCAGCUCGGCCUUUGAAAUGCAGGAACCCGGGGAGCUGGGGAUGAAAGGCUCUUGCCCGGCUGCGCCUUUGUCUGGGGACAAAGGAGAUUGGUGGGGGAUUCGACCCGGGCAGGGUGCACGGGUUAAUUCACAUGAAAGGAAGUGAACUGGACAGGCGGUAUUCUGUUGCAUCCCUACCCAUGGAGCGCUCCAUAGUCUCCAGAGCCAUAGGCUCUGUCUAGCUUUGGGAUUUGAAAGGUCCACAAUCUUCUAACUCCAGUGCAUGUCAAGAAGCUGACAGGACUGGCCUUGCCGUCGGGUCACAUCCCACCAGGAAUCCAUCUCUCAGUGGGAGAACCGUCCAGCCCUGAUCAGACUUCUGUCCGCGUGUGCCUUCCCCGCCACUCGGUCUGUACUGUGCCUUGGCCGGAGGUGGCGCUCUGUGCUCCCUUGGAUCCCAAGGCAGAACCCUGGAGUUCCUCACCCGUGGCUUCUUUUCUAUGUUUCCUUCUAUCCCCUCAGCUCCCAGUUCAGGGUGCGGCUGGGCCUUCGGCCAGGGGCUAAGGAUCUGGAGGGUGCAGGGUGUCAAGGUGGCGAUGAGGCAGGCGGCAGCCUCCUCCCCGACCCUAGCCUCGCUUCCACUUCCAGACAAGAGUGCAAGUUCCUCAAUCAGGUGUCUCAGGCUUUGGCUCUGGGGCGCGGGCGCGUGGCAGCCGUCAGGUGAGUGCCCUAGACGCGCCCCUAAACCCGCCCCGCCUCUCCGCAAAGACUCACUCCCCCUCCUUUUAUGGAGAGGGGAAGGCUGGAGCACUGGAUCCUUACAGUGGGAAGCGGCCCGAGCGCCGGGCGGGGGCCAAGCCGACUCUCAUGCCCUUUUUGGCGCAGCAGCUCUGGGCGCUGCCCUUUACUGCCGCUGGGGCCCGAGAGAGAGGCGAGCCGGAGACGGCCGUGCUUCUGCAGCGGCCUCCUCCCCUCCCCGCCCGGUGCCGCAGGAUUGCAGCUGGCACUGAAGGGUGGGCAAGCUCGAGGGAGGGGCGCUCCGGGAGCCCCGGCGCCUGUGGGCUCCGAGCCGCGGGCGCCGAGCUUGGAUGGAUUUAGCUGCCUGCGUGAGCGCGUGUGUGGCCACUGCAGUGGCGGUAGCGGCCGGGCCCGAUCUGGCACGCCAGACCCCUGAGCGCUUCCGAGGAGCCCGGCUGGAGCGCCCGCCCCGCGGCCUCGCCUCCCUGCCGAGCUUCCAGCGCCUCGGGACGCGAUGAGGACCUGGGCUUGCCUGCUGCUCCUCGGCUGCGGAUACCUCGCCCAUGCCCUGGCCGAGGAAGCCGAGAUACCCCGGGAGUUGAUCGAGCGGCUGGCUCGAAGUCAGAUCCACAGCAUCCGGGACCUCCAGCGACUCUUGGAGAUAGACUCCGUAGGGGCUGAGGAUGCCUUGGAGACAAGCCUGAGGGCCCAUGGGUCCCACGCCAUUAAGCAUGUGCCCGAGAAGCGGCCUGUGCCCAUUCGUAGGAAGAGAAGUAUUGAGGAAGCCAUUCCCGCAGUUUGCAAGACCAGGACGGUCAUUUACGAGAUACCUCGGAGCCAGGUGGACCCCACAUCGGCCAAUUUCCUGAUCUGGCCCCCAUGUGUGGAGGUGAAACGCUGCACCGGCUGCUGUAACACCAGCAGUGUCAAGUGCCAGCCCUCAAGGGUCCACCACCGCAAUGUCAAGGUGGCCAAAGUGGAGUAUGUCAGGAAGAAGCCAAAAUUGAAAGAGGUCCAGGUGAGAUUGGAGGAACACCUGGAGUGUGCAUGCGCGACCUCCAACCUGAACCCAGACCAUCGGGAGGAGGAGACGGGAAGGCGUAGGGAAUCAGGUAAAAAGCGGAAAAGAAAAAGGUUAAAACCCACCUAAGGCGGCCGACCAGAUGUGAGGUGAGACGAGCCGGCCGCCCUCUCCCGGGACACGGAUGUACGUGGCGUGUGACAUUCCUGAACAUACUAUGUAUGGUGCUUCAUUGCCAAUGUGCGUGCGGUCUUUGUUCUCCUCCGUGAAAAACUUGUGUCAGAGGACAAAGAGACAGUGUCCGUUUGUUCAGUGUGACAUCAAAGCAAGUACUGUAGCACUCGGAGAGACAGUGAGAAAGCUUCCUUGUCACAGAGAGCGAAAACAAAACCACAAAAA
Messenger RNA from Arvicanthis niloticus (Nile rat), 5301 nucleotides. NCBI's taxonomy places the organism in Eukaryota, Metazoa, Chordata, Mammalia, Rodentia, Muridae. The record is from RefSeq and is a predicted model, not a curated record.